GUGCGUGCGGAGCUGCGACAUCAGCGACCAUGGAGAAGCCGAGGGAGGCCGCCCAGAGCGAGGGAUGGUCUAGCGGAUGGCCGGAGAGACGGGACUCUGGAGCAGAAGUAACUGAGCCAGCCAAAGCCGCGGGGGAAGAUUGGGAGGGGGAUUACAAGGGGUCCGCCGCCCGAGGGAGUGUCUUGGAGGAAGCCAUGUCUUCCCAACCCAACCUCCCAGCUUCCCAAGGAGAAGAAGACUAUGAAAUGGAAUAUAAAGAGUCCAGAGAGCCCCCGAAGUCAGCACCAGCCAUUCCCCCUCUUCCAGAUGUGGCUUCGAAGGCUCAAACAGCUCCCCUCCAGGAGAAGACAACUCCCGUACCACCUAGCUGUAGAAGCUUGUGUCUUUCCUAUCUCGAGAACCUCUUCACUGACCUGUCCAAGAAGUCUAGCACUAUCUCAGAUCCACGCCUGAAGAGACAGCCCCACGGGGACGCUGCUGAAAAUGGGAUACGUCCCCCAGAAGAAGGAGGACAACAUGGCCAGGUGUCUGCCAAGCUUGGUGAUUUUUCCCAUCCAGGCAUGUGGACCCUUCUGCUCUGCCAUGGAGAACGAGGACAGAUUGUGAGCCCUGGGCCAUGGAAAGGCUCAUGUCUGUUCCUAAGCUGGGAUCUUGUGGUUCUCCUGUUAAACUGCACAUGCGUUGACAGCUCCACCAGCCUGCUGGGCUCAGCCCAAAGGCCACAGCACUGGGCUGGAGACAGUUUCAGCCAAGGGUUGGUUUGUUAAUAACCAAGUUCUUUCUCAUCCUUCAGACCCUCCAUCCAUUCCUUGCCUUCUACUCAUGAUCUUCCAUUCCCAACCUCUGUCUUUCUCUGUCCAAAGAUUUUGAUGUUGAAUUAGGUUUAAAACUGGGACGUGCCUAAAACACAAAAACUAGAUCCAGAUUUCUGUUGUUUGUUUCUCUUAAUUUGUUUCAUUCCAAGAUUUGGUUUAAAAAAAACCCUAAAUGCUAAACCCAAAUCCCAUAUAUUCUCCC
Molecule: messenger RNA, 1017 nt
Organism: Gopherus flavomarginatus (Mexican gopher tortoise)
Lineage: Eukaryota; Metazoa; Chordata; Testudines; Testudinidae
Exons: 2
Coding region: 30-767 (245 amino acids)
Source: RefSeq, a predicted model, not a curated record